Messenger RNA from Anguilla rostrata (American eel), 1455 nucleotides. RefSeq lists its product as uncharacterized. NCBI's taxonomy places the organism in Eukaryota, Metazoa, Chordata, Actinopteri, Anguilliformes, Anguillidae. The record is from RefSeq and is a predicted model, not a curated record. Gene Ontology annotation, biological process: regulation of DNA-templated transcription; spermatogenesis. Gene Ontology annotation, cellular component: nucleus. The coding region runs from base 118 to 735 and encodes 205 amino acids. The transcript has 7 exons. Gene Ontology annotation, molecular function: protein dimerization activity; RNA polymerase II cis-regulatory region sequence-specific DNA binding; DNA-binding transcription factor activity, RNA polymerase II-specific.
AUGAUUUACAAUCAAUAAAUAAUAGCCUAAUAAUAAUAAUACCGAAUGCAAAAUACAACCGCUGUUAAAAUAUUAAUUAAGUAGUCUUAAAACAACAGUGAGCAUUUUUUCUGAAAUAUGCUAUUUGAAUCCGAGGAUGUUGUUGAUUGUGUGGACAAGAAAGGAAGAUGCACAGAUUUUAAAUCACUCAUGGAGGACCAGGUUUCCUCGGUGGUGAGUGUUAGUCCUACGGCUCUUUUCAGGACGCCACAGCACGCAGAAAACACUCGUCCCCGGAUGUCAAAUUAUGACCAGUGGAGCAGCGAGUCGGAGGGGGAGAGGGGUUUGAAUGAGUUUCAGAGGAAGAUGAAAAGAGAACAUCAGCAAGCACUCGCCUGUGUUCACAAGGCUUGCAUCGUUGUGGAGAGAAACCGCAGAAAACGAGUAACGGCAAGCUGUAAUAAACUCCGGCAGCUCCUGCCCCAGGUUUCCGGGGCACGCAGUGACAUGGUUACUGUGCUGGAAAUGACCGUGGCGUUUUUGGAAUACGUUAACCAAGCAACCCUUGAACACCUUAACAGGGAGUGCCUGUUUCCUCCUGAUGAUGUAUGUCGCUGGUGGCUGUCAGAGACUCAUCAGAAAAAAUGGCUGAGCCACAGGCAGGGCUGCAUGGAGCAGAAAACUACCUGCCAUUUCAGGUCCAGAAAGAACUCCUCUCCUUUGAAUGCUGUGCAUAGAGAGAAGCUGAGUGGCUGAAUGAUUCCAAAAGGCCCCCUGAGCACUCCUAGAAUGCUGUCCACCAUUUUGCGGCCACAUGCACUCCUUAAAUUAUAUUAUACCCCCUUCUUCUGGUACUCGCCAACACAAUCACCUGUGACCAGUGGCAACCCACUACAAAUCACCAUGGAUUGCUCCUCUGAGACUGGGUCCAAAGACAAACUUCUCUCCAGUAAACCCACCUCCAUGUCAAAAUGGUUCCGAAAUGCCGAACAAGAAUAAAGAAGAAUUGAACAAAAGGAAAGAAAUCCUAACGAUGAUACUAGAUUAAGAAAUGUGAAGAUUGCUUGAACUUCAUCUGAAUGCUUUCAAAAAUAUUUUUAACAUUUGAACGUUUGAACCAGGACUGUACUUGAGAACACAACAAAUGAGUCCAUUUCAAUUCAGGUUAUUGGUAAAUCAAGACCAAGACCAUGGGGAUACUGAGACCAAGAACAUACUUUUUUUUUUUUUUUUUUUGAAGGCUACCAUUAAACUUGAAGUGUAAAUGAUAAUCUAUCUAAAGGCAUAUUUCAGCAAAACUAGCAUGUUUUCACAAUCCCAAACACCACCUUAACUAUUCUACUGUGGAGGGGGAUAGGGGCAUGAUCAUAAAUGAAAAUAUGCAAAUAUAGCUGUGUCAGUGGAUUUGGAACUAGAACGCCAAACUGGAAAUUUGGAAAAUAGCCACAGACAUGAAAUACACCAGUUACUCAUCAA